AUGACCACCUCCAGGCUCAUUCCCAAGUGGGAUGAGUUUUUGAUGCUUGUGAAUGACAUCAUUCAAGAAAACAAGAAAUCCUCAGCGGAGGAACUGAAGGACGUUAUCGUGCUGAGUGACCGAUCCCAAGUACUGUACAAAGAAUCUCGAUAUCCUCUCACUAUGCCGAUCAUAUGCUAUUACUUCGUCGAUGCUCACUUCUUCGCCUCCCUCUCCUGGGUGUCACCCAACGUAAAAGAAACCCUGGCUGUAGUGUGGGUGAAGAGCAAAACUGAGGACAUGGUUGAAAAGAGAACAUUCCCGAUGUUGGAGCGACUGCGGCCUAUCCAGGCAAUGGUGCACACAGGCCCCUUUCAUCUCAUUGUGGCCUACUGUGGUGACAUGGUCUUGAGGCUCUUUGGGGACCAUUUUAGGUCAUUCAGACCCCUGGGUACCGUGCCCUGCCGCUUUGAUAUCAACUGCCUCUGCUUCGAUCCGGAAACAAAGGUGCUCCUGUCCGGCAUCCAGGGGGCAGUGGUCACUUGGAUCAUUGAUCCAAGUGGCAAGGGCCUUCACUUGAUUCAAAUAUCUCCCAUCUCUGGCGACGAGAUGAUCCAAAACAUCUCCCUGGAUGGCCCCAAUGGCUGCCUCAUAGCCCUGUGUGAAACUACACUGAGAGUCCUGGAACGCCAGGGCCAGGGUCAACUGGUAGAGUCCCAUAAGUUCAUAGCCAUUAACUGUGGAGCUCCGAUCACCUGCUGCUUCACUAGCCUUGAGGAGAGCCUUCUCUACGCCGGCAACAAGGCUGGGGUGAUCUAUGUAUGGACUCUCAUGCAAAGCCAGUCUCCCCACAGUUUCCGGGCCCAUCCCUCGGUAGUGGUGUUUAUACAGAGCCGGUCCGAGGCCCACACCCUGCUGACGGCUGGCAAGGAAGGCGUAAUCAAGGAGUGGAACCUCACUUCAGGAAACUUGCUCCGGCACCUGGAACUUGGCGAAGAGCUCUAUAACCUCAAGUUUAUCGACGACACUACUUUCUUCUGCCAGACAACGCACCAUUUUUCCUUACGCCGUCUACCUGGCUUCUACAGUCUCUUCAAUAUCUGCGGCUCCAUUCCCCAGCAGUUACGUCGAGUCCGCUAUCGGGACAGCUGCUUCCGGAUCCUGUGCGUCACCGAGGACGGCCUGUUGCGCUUCGUGUCUCCUGUAACGGGGGAUCUUCUGCUUGUCAUUUGGCCCUUCUCAGUCCUUGACCGUGCUGUGGACUGGGCCUAUGAUCCGGGGAAAGAGGAGCUUUUUGUAGCGAUAGGCACCACGGAGGUGCUAGUGUUUGACACGACCCGCAAUCCUUGCCCGGUCAAGUAUCUCUUGUGCACCUCACCGGAUGCUCAGGACUAUGUUCAUUGCCUGGCUUUCGGGAAUUUCCAUUUGGGGCGGGGGCUGGAAGGACUGAUAUUCUCCGGGCAUCAGAGCGGUAUGAUCAGAGUGCUUUCCCAGCACAGCUGCGCCAGAAUGGAGAAAAGUGUUCACUUUGGGGCCGUGCUGGCUCUGUCAGUAUUCUAUAGGGGGUUUUUGGCUACCCGAGACAACUCUUUGGUCUGUUCCUACGGGGUAGAUGACUACAUCCAUUUGUCAGAAGCCGUGUUGACCGGGACCAGAUUGCAACUUAGGUCCCUCGCUUGCAUUCUCAGCAGCCGCCCACUAAAGCACCUGAUCCUCCUACCGAGGGCCGUAAGUGCCAUUACGGACACCAACUGCCUACGGCUCUGGAAGUUCCACGAUUUUAUAUCCUUUGGGGCAAGGCAAAGCACCAAAGUCAUAGAGACGUUGCCUCUGCACCAGUGCGCCAUCACCUCCUUCGAUGUCUGCUUGGCCUUGAGUAUUUUUGUCACAGGCGGUUCUGAUGGCUCCGUCCGCAUCUGGGAUUUCCAUGGUAGACUUAUAGCCAUGCUGGACUCGUCCUUGCACUUUGGCCCACUCUGCUUUGCCAACGACCGGGCUGACCUGCUUGUGACUUUCAACCAGAGUAUUUACCUGGUGUCCUGUCUGCAACUGUUACCCGUAUCCUUACUCUCUCGCCUUUCCCUUCUGAGCAUAACAGAUGACAUGGUAGAAAUCCCCAAACCUUUCCUGCCAAGCUUCUUCUUCUCUUUUGAGAUCUUAUUUGUGCCUAAAUAUAGCUACCAAGGUCAACGGAGACAGGACCUACAAGGCCUGGUACACCUUCCCAAUAAGCGAGCUAUUGCCUUUGAUCAUAAGGUGCCACAUGUCAUAGAAGAAGAAGAAGACGGCAGCACUGUGCUACUGGCUCCUCCCCGUUCCGUUCCUUUGGGGGAAAGUAAGUUGCUGCCUGCGAUGGACAAGCAACCCCAAACUCGCUACGUGGUUCCUCCCCAGCUGCAGUUGACCGCCUGGGACGGACUGAACCCCUAUGAGAUCCUGCGGAGCUACUUCGGACAUGGGAAGAAAUGGCCCCUUGCCCCGGAUUGCUACAUCCCUAACUCAGUGAUCCGCGCCCGUCUUUGGCCAGAGGGCAGCCCAAUAUUCCUCAAGUGCAGCCUGCGCCCACCCCAGCGGACUCUGGAGUGGGAAAAGGAUCAGCCAUUCUUCUUCUGGCAGAGCAGGGUAAGAGCUACGAGCGAAGCGGGCCAAAUCCCACCCAAAGAGGAUGAAGAAUUCCUGGAAAAGAGACUCACCAAGGACGUCACCUACAGCAUCCUCACGGAUGCAACGAACCGAAGCUGGCUGGGGAAGAAGAUGAGCGAAGUGGCCAUCAGCAGCCUGAUUGAGGCAAUCCUAAGCAUCAUGGCCCAUGCCAACCCGCUGAAGUACCAGUGCAGCGUCGGCGCGUUGGGACAGAUCUUCGCCUCUUACCAGGUGUCUCCAUCUCUGCGCUCCGAGACGGCACACCGUCUGCUGGACGACACGACCCAUCCCAACCCGCUCAUCCGAGAACUGGCCUGGGAGGGGCUGAAGCGCCUGGGCAUGGUCACUCGUCUCUUUGCCUUGCCCCUGGCCCAGGGACUGAUGGACAAGGACCAAAGAGUGAGGACCAAGGCCCUGAACCUAAUGUCCGAUACCGGAGUCCAUUCCAAGAGCUCACUCUUAACCCUGAUCCAGAAACCAGGCCUCUUCCAGGAGUUGCAGCAAGAGAUGAUUGGGGAGGAGUCCCUGGACCAUCUUCUGGGGAUCCGGCCCAUAGACAUUCAAACCCUCACUACUCAAAUAGAGCUGCGAUUAAGUGAUAACCUGUCAAUAUUUAAAGGAGAUAAGAUUGAUUUUUCUUUGGAUGUCCCAGGGUUAUUUACACCUAGUCAGACCAUCUCCUUGCUCCUACUUCCCCCAGCACCUCAAAUACCUGAACUCAAGUCCACCAAAAGCCAAAGACGGAUCCGGUCAGCGGGCAGAAAACGGGCCCGGAAAUUAUUGCGAGGCCUCAGAAAGUUGAAAGAGGCAGCUAGACAACAGAAACAGGAGGAACUAAGUGACCACAGUGAGGCAGAGCCAGAAGAAGUCGAGUCAGACCUCAAAAUAACCUACACCCCGUCUUCAACUGAUAGCCUACUGAAGAGCCCCAGAGAGCCUGAGAGCCCAGAGAAAGAUAUCCUGAAGGAACACAUUUCUGUAGCCAUGAGACUGAGGAAAAGGCUUCACCCAAGAGCCACAGUCAAAAAAGACAAGAAAGCUCACAAACAACGCAAGCCACGGAAGAAGAAGAAGAAAGAUGUUGCUCCAGAGGAAAUCUUGCCUCCUGAAGUGGAUGAGUCUCUUCCUCCUCCUCUAGAAUUACCUCUACCACCACCACCAGCGAGGAAGAGAAUUCAUAAAAUGUCUCAGCGGGGUGUCGGGGGAAUGCCAGGUAGGGUUCUCCCUCCGGACAGUGAAUGGCGGGAUGAUCUCUGUCGGCUCACAAACCUGAGGAUAGCUGAUAACCAAACAUGGAUGGUGGAUGAUCUAAGCGCUGAGCUAGUGGCUACUGCUACUGAGGUGCUGGUAGAUAAAUAUCCGAGCUGGGAACUCUUUAUGGAAAUGUGCCCCUUACUGGAGGGAGAAAAGGGAGAAGGGGAGGAGCAAAUGAUUGAACUAAAAGAAACAAAAGACAUGGCUGAGAGGAAGCUGUCUUGGCAAGAGUGGAAGAGCUCUUGGGAUGAAUGGCAGAGAGCCCAGACUCAGAGGACAGUGCUUUGGGAAGACUGGAAGAAAGAAAGUGAUGAGAAGUAUUUCAAAGAAGAGAAGAGACUCCAGGCUGAAGGGAAGCUGCCGCCAAGUGAAGAAGUAGUAGAGGAUCAGGAGAAAAAGAAGCUAACAUGGGAUGAGUGGAAAGACGUCUGGGAAAACAUCAUCUCAAAGACCCAAACUGAGAGAGAAGGGGAUCUGGGAGAAAUGCCGUCCAAGGAAGAGGAGGAAGAGGAGGAAGAGGAGGAGACAGAGGAAGAGGAAGAGGAAGAGGAAGAGAUAGAGGAAGAGAAAGAGAUAGAGGAAGAAGAAGCAGAAGGCAGAAAGGCUCUUAGUAGAGAGAGGAGACAGAUCCAAGUGGCACAGAGACAGGCCAGGGCAGAGUGGAAACAAGCCCGAGCUGUGCGGCAACGAGCCAAAGAAAGGAGGUCGCUCGCAAAGGAAGAGGAGAAACUCGCCCAGGAAGAGAAAAAGCUAGCCCAGGAGGAGAGAAAACUGGCCCAGGAAUAUGUGAAAAUGGUUACCAAGGGCGGAAAACGGGCCCGCAUAGAGAUGACCCUCGGCGAGAAAGAGAACUUUCUGGGCCAACAAGAGGAAAUCCUAAGCCAGGAAGCAGAGCUACUGGCCCAGAAAAAAAAGAAACUGGCCAGAAAGCUGGAGAGAGCGGCUCACGAAGAAGAAAGAAUCGCAAAGAAAAUAGACAAAGUGGGGGAGGUGAAGGCAGUGUUGGCCCAGAAAAUAGAAGCCAUGUUGGAAAAGGAGAAGGGUCUAGAGUUGGAGGAAAAGGAGUUGAAAGAGGAAACCAAGAACCUGGAGUGGGACAGGAGGGAGCUAGCUCUGAAAGAAGAUGAACUGUAUGAGGAUAUGGAAAAACUGGCGGAGAAGAGGGAGGAGCUGGCUAAGGAGGAGGAGAGGCUGGCCUUGUAUGAGAAGUAUCUGUCCUUGGAGGAGACGCUGGCCCAGGAGGAGGAGGAGCAGUUGGAGGAAGAGAAGAGACUGGCCUGGGAGGAAGGCAAAACACCUGAAGAACUGAAGAUACUGCAGGAAAGGGAGGAGAAACUGAGGGAGAAGAAACAGAGACAGGGCCAGGAGAAGGAGAGAUUGGCCCAGAGAAAGAAAGAACUCAAAGAAAAGAAGGCAAGAGUGGCUGAGAUGGAAAAAAGUCUGGACCAGGAGAAGCACUUGCUGUCCCUGGACAGAGGAAGGCUGGCCAAAAGGGAAAAGGCUCUCCAGGAUCAGGAGACAAAGCUCCUUAAGGGGAAGGAGCAAUUAGAGGACAUAAAAGGCAAAUUGGAGUCGUACAGGGAGAAGCUGGUUAACUUGAGCAAGAAGCUGGACGGAGAGAUGAAUGCCUUCAUGGUAAAGAGAGAGAAGCUGCUUGACACAGAGAAGAAAGUGGAGCAGGCAGAUACGCUUCUGGCAGAGAAGCGAGGGAGGCUGUCUGAGGAAAAAGUAAAGUUAGCCCAUGAGAUCAGGAAAAUAAUCCAGAAGAGCCAACCCAUCAGAGAAGAGCCUGAGAUUAUUAAAGACGGGGAGAAGCUGACCUACGAAAUGGAAAGGGUGGCCAAGGAGAAGGAGGAGCUGGUGGAAGAGUCAGCACAGUCCCCCACGAGAGACAUCCAGAAAGCCAUCUUAAGGAGAGGGAGGCUGGCCACCCAUGAGAUAGAUCUAACGAGGAAGAAAGUGUCCUUGGAGGAGAAGGUUCUCGCGUAUGAAGACAGACUGCGGGCCACAGAGGAAAAGAACGCUGCCAGAGAGAGUCUGGAGCUUACCAGAGAACAGAGGAUACAUGCCCACGAGGAAAGGAAACUAGCCAAAGCCUCCAGGAAGCUGGGCAGACAGAAGGGCAUUUCCAAGGAGCUUGCAGAGACUAGACAAUCCUUAAAGGCACUUCAAAACCUAGCCAACAAAGAAAGGAAACUGGCACAGAAAGAAGCCAAGAUGACAAAGAUAAAUCGGUCACUGUUAAUGAAGGAGGCCAGGCUAAGUGUGGAGGAAGAGAGACUCAAUGCUAAGGAGUUGGAGGCCGGAGAAGAACAACCAGAGAUAAUCAUGGAGGAGAGGAGGCUAGCUAAGAUGCAAAGAUGGCUGGCCAGGCAAAUGAGAAGGCUGAGAACCCAAGAGCAGAAAGUGGCUAAGGAAGAAGGGGAACUUGACUGGGAGUCAAUGAAGGUCUCAGAGGAGAAGCAGGAAGAGGAGGAGGAGGAGGAGGAAGGGGAAGGGAAGAAGAGGGACCUUGAGGUAGAGGAGGAAGCUCUAUCCUUUAAAAGACCGAGGAUUCGGAGAAAAGCCUUCGUGGGUCUUCUUCCUGGGACGGAAAAGUUUUACAACCUUUUAAAACAGGUGAAACGCGAAGAGACCAUUUCUCAGGACAUGGAUAGCCUGCUGUUUGAGGUAGAAGAAGAAAGUUCUGAGUCUGAGGAAGAAAGGGAGGAGGCUGAGGAAGAAGCUGAGGUGGAGGCUAAGGCGGAGGAAGAGGAGGAGGAGGGAGAGGAGACAGAGGAAGAGGAGGAGGAAGAGGAGGAGGAGGAGGAGGAGGAGGGAGGUGAGGAACAGAAAGAGGAGAAAGAACAAGUGGAGGAAGAGGAAAGGGAGAAGAAAAGGAAAGAGAAAGAAAAAAAGAAAAAGGGGAUAGAAAAAGAAAAGAAAAAGGUGGAAAAGGAGGUGCGUGAAGAGGAGGAAGAGGAAAAGGAGGAAGAGACUGAAGAAAGCUCAAGUGAGGAGGAGAAGACGAAAAGUGUGACCCACAUAGAAGAGAAAAAGGAGAAACACUUACGGGAAGAAGAGAGGAGAGAAAAAAGAGAAAAGCCAAAGGUACAGGUAGAAAGAAAGAAGGUCCUACAAAGACGGGAAGUGUUCCCUCAAGAAAUCCCUGUGCUCAGAGGAAGCUCUAUGAGACUGGAAGCCCUGAGCAGACCUUUGGAGAAAUUGACCCCAGUAUCCAAGGAGCCGGAAAGCAAGGAGCUAGAAGCAAGACAGAUACCCAGGAAAGAAGAGGCCACAGUGAAGGAGAUACCCACAGUGAAGCCCUUGAUAUCCCUGAAGGCAAAGGUGCUGGAUAAAGAGAGGGAGCUGAUGGAGAAAUAUAAACUGGAACCCCUACGCCUUCUGGAGGUGAUCUCAGAGUAUGAAAGGGCAGGCUUGGCCACGCCAUUCACGUCUCGGUUAGUUAGAAAAGCCUUGGAAGCCCACAGGCCCCAACUCAAAACGGUUUUGCAGGAUCACCCUUCCCUGGCAGGACAACCGAUUGGGCAGUUGCAUCUCCCAGAGAUCUUGGCAGAGGAACCAUACUCGGAGAUAGGAGUAUCGGACAUAGAGUGGCUGCAUGGGGUCUUGAAGCAGAUGGAAGCAGGAGAAGAACUUCCCAGAUACAGUUUCCACAGACUGUGCCAGCUCCUCAAAGACUUCACCAAAACGGAAGAACUGCAGUGGGUGCACCUGGCGGUACUUGAAGCCAUCGUGCACCGUCACAAGCAGACUGUGGAUUCAGAAUCUGCAAAGCCUUGCAGAGAACCUAUGAGCCCCAAACACCUGAAAGUGAUUCCUCCCAUAAAGGGAAGGGAAAAGGAUGAAUGGCUGGAACCUUCCGCGGUUCCCGUACCAGAGUCAUUAGCUACCAAAAGGGUUACAGACCCGAAGCGUAUACACUGGAGUCUUCUAGGGGAGCCGUACAGAGGUGCUCGGCUGCAGCAGUUAUCCAACGCCCUCGACGAAAUGAAGACACAGUAUCUCGAUCCUACCACCAAAGACAUUUUGACCGAUGCUCGUUCUUCCGUAAACGAGCAGACCCUGGCACUGAUGUUUCAAAAGGACUUUGGGGACCUUAAAAGUAAAAGCAGGUAUCCCAAACUGCCCAAGUUGGAGAAAAAGCCGAUCUCCAAAAAAAAGGAAGAGGUGCCCCCGUGGGAGACAUUUGUGGCGCUCUACCAUGUUUUGCGGAUGCUACAACAGCGGUACGCCACAGACAGGGCUGCUUGGAUGGAAAAGUUUUACCAGCUCAUGGACCUGUACCAGAUUAAGUCUCCUGGAAUCCAGAGGCUACUGCUGGACCUGCUAGUGACUGAAGAGCCCCAAUACCAAGAGUUUGUCCCCAAAGAGACUGCGAAGGCCGAGGAGCUGGUGCCCGGGGAGCGGCUACUGUACUGUGUGAUUUGCGGUAGCUCCCACACCCCACAUAUCCCUCUGGGGUUCCGGGAAGUCAUACCCCUCCCCGAAAAGAAUAAUGUGCAUACCCUCAGCCCCAAAGGCAUUACCAAGUACGGAAUCCUCGAACUUGCCUGGAAGAGUCUGCCCCAAGCUGAUAGUCACCUCAUCAGGAAAGAGUCCCACAUCACUGUCCCCACUCCCUAGCUUGGGACUGGCUAAAAGGUCAGGAGCUUCCUCGGCUGGAGAAACUAGACACACCUUCAUCUCCAGGGCCCACGCAGGGGAAAGCCAGGUCAAAGUCAUUUG
Molecule: messenger RNA, 8604 nt
Organism: Rattus rattus (black rat)
Lineage: Eukaryota; Metazoa; Chordata; Mammalia; Rodentia; Muridae
Gene: Wdr87
Product: WD repeat domain 87
Exons: 7
Coding region: 1-8502 (2833 amino acids)
Molecular function (GO): protein binding
Source: RefSeq, a predicted model, not a curated record